GGUUUAGUCCAAUUUCUAGCCUUGCCCUGUGAACACAUUCCCGUGGAGUCUUUCCGUUUUCCGGUGGUUGUUUUUUUUGCAGCGAUCAUAGCAAGGAAAAUUCAGUGGAAAAGCGCAGGCAGUGUAUGUGGUGUAGUUUUCUUUUUGCCAGAGUUUCGUAGUUUUGUAGUUCGGCGUGAAGUUUCUUUUUUUUCUGGAGCACAAUCAGCAGUUGCCGUUUGUUGGCUCGAUUAACAUUUUCAGUGUGAAAAAAGAGAAAGAAUUAGUGUACUGAAAAUCGAUAAAAGCAAAGAUUCUCUAGCGCCAACGAAAACGGGACGGAAAAGUGUGUUGAAUCGAAAGUGCAUUGAGCUUUUGGUCUGGUCCGGUUUUUCACUGAAUUCAUUUUCGGUUUCGUGUUUUGGUAUUGAUCCAUAUAUCAGUUGUCGUCAGUAGCAGCCACAGCAGAAGCAGCAGUAUUUCAGCGAAAAUCAUGGCCACAUAUGCAGCAUUCAAACAUGUCGAGCUCUACAACGUCGGAAACACCAAAAAAAGGGUCCUGAAGCCUCCAGGUGGUGGAAGCAGCGAUCUGUUCGGUACCGACAACAUGCCUCAGACUCCACGUAACUCGAAGAAUCGGAUGCAGUCAAACAUUUUCGCCGCACCGGAUUCACAGCGAGCUGGCAACGUAUUUCGGCAAGGAAUUCACCGAUACUAUUUACUCGGCGGUGAAACACCGCGCCGUGCCGUGGCCGGUCAGGAUUCGCACAACCGGCUGUUCGGUGAGGUGGAACGCCCGUACACACCGGCCAAGAAUCACAUGAAGAGCAAUCUGCCGAUCGGGCCCGUGGAUCAACCGGACUCCGCCGCCGCCGUCGUCGUCGCCGCCGCUAAGACCAACGGCCACAGCAACGGUACGAAGACAAACGGGCACUAUCAGAAUGGAAACGGCGUGGCACCGGCAACCAAUGGCCAUAGCAACUCCAACGGCAUCAGCAACGGAACCACCAAUGGCCACAGCAAUGGUUCGUCGUCUUCGGCUCUGUCCCAGAAUGGAUCCACUCACAUCUUCCUGAGGAGAUUAACGUCACCCAAAUCAUCAACAUCGUCGACACCCCGCUCGCCCCGGUUUAACAAGCGGAACCCGGUCACCGGAAAUGGCGUCGAGGAUUACGCCGACAAACCGCGGAAGCCGAGCUCGAGGCGAGGAGGUAAUUCCUACGAAUCGGGCAACCCGGUGACCGGCGAAGGAUACAAAUCGGGUGGUGCAGCGGAGAUAAACACAACCGUGCCAUCGCUGAACGGCGGUGGCCACGUCAUCAACAAGAAUCGCAUUCCUCCCGGUGGGUUCUCGUCCGGACUGUGGUAAGAAGGACCGUGACUGUGUGAGUGUACAGUUUAAGAUUUUUGUCCGGUCAUUUGGAGAAGGGAAAUUGCCAGCAGCAUCAGCAGAACAAACAAACUACCGACAUCCCCUUCGAUAGAGAGAAGAGACAGACAGAAGAACAACACAAAAUGCUAACUAAAACCUACAAUAACUACCGAACCAAGAUGUCAGCCGCAAACCAUCCAUUCACAUUCAUUCGAGCAGGGAUGGAAACUGUUGCCGCCCGUAAAAAUCGACAGUCGGUCCCAUCGGGGUCGUCUUGUGCGAAUAUCCAAAAAAAUAUAGCAUCCAUGUACCGAAUAGCAGCUCCCUGUGCAAAUUUCCAAUGCAAAUUAUAAAAAAAACAGACAACUGAUAGUGAUAGUCCAUUAUCAAAAAUAUAUAUACAUGCCUAGAUGAUUCCGACUACGUUUUAGUGUUUUUCGAAAGAUUUAUAAAAUAGAAGAAAAACACACUACCCAUGCAAAUAUAAAUAGUUUGAGUUCGAAAAAAAAACAUAAACCGUAUAUACGACAUAACUACAAUACAAAUAUCUAUUCUGUGUAAAAAUUAUAAAAAGCAAUAGAAAAUUAAAAUACUUUGACGAAUAUCCAAAACAACACACAAUUAAUUACACACCAUCCCGUCCCUUCACAGGGAGGAAAUCAAAUCUCUAUCGAUUCAUAGUUUGAAUUACUGGGAGAUUAACGAAGGUGAAAAACGAAAAAUCGAAUCGAAAACAACAAACAAACAAACAAGCAAAUGACGAACAACGCUGUUGGCAAUAUGGUUAUGGGGCUAUGGCGCGACAGUGCAGGCCAAGUGCGUGCGUAUAUUCAACAAUCAAGACACCAAAUCCAACCAAUUUAUUAUACCAUUUUUUGUUUUCGUCUGUGGCCACUGUGCUGUCGCGUCGCGUACAGAACAGAUUGAUUCGAUCAGAUCGAUGAUAUACUAAUUAACAACGUUGAGAGCAAUUACUAAACUUAUCACACACAGCAAGAAUAAUACACGUACAUACAUAGAGCAGAAAAUAAAAAAAAAAAUAAAAACUACACGAAUGUAUUUAAAACAGUGUAGUUUCUUCCGUUUUCGAAUAUUAAAAAUGUACCACUUUUACACCCCGGAAAACUUACAGCAUACAAGUAUUUUGUAAAUCCUUUGAGUGUUCGUUUUGUGUCCGUCUUAUCGUUGCCUUGAUCGGCUAAUUUGUCAUUUUGAUUAAAUUAAUCAAUAACGGCUGGUUUUUUCUUGACAAUGAUCACAUUCACUCGUUUUUUUUUGCGCUAAUAAAUCAUACAGAGAAAUAACCUAUAUAUUUGUCAUAAUAUUGUAUUUGUACUCUUAUAAAACUAUUACGGUACGAUUAUAUACGAAGCGAAAAUGAUAUCUUUCCAGCUAUUAUCCUCUGUUUUUUUUUGUUUUACUCCGAUAUACGAACUAAGCCUUAUUUGAUGAUUUUUAUAAAAUUAUUAAAUAUGCCAGUAAGUAGUAGUGGUUCAAAAUUAAAUGUGAACGAAAGUGGCCUCAAAAGUAGAACGUUUUCCAAAACUGAAAAUAUAUAAACACUCUAUUUAAUCUGUUAUUGUGCGAUAGAGAAGAUGAGAAGAAAAAAAAAACAAACGGUCAUGUUAUUAGAAAAGUCAAACGAUUUGAACACUGAUGAUUGAUAAUAAAAAAUUUGUAAUAUCGGUAAUGGUUGGAAAAAAAAAGAUAUACUGAACCCAGUUGACGGGGCGAAGAGUCGGUUAUCAAACGGAACCCCCCCUCAAACUGCAAGUUCUAGAGCGGAUAGAGAGGAAUUAUAGCGAUGUCGAUACAUUCUAUAUAUUUGCAUUACACUUUGAGAUAACAAGAUGAUAAGAAGAAAAUUAAUACAAUCCAGCAAAUAAUGGCAAAACCAUAGAAAAAAAACGUAUCUUGAUUAUUGAACUUGAUUGAUUUACUUCUUUUCAUUUGUAAUAAUAAAUUUUAAUUUAAUA
Molecule: messenger RNA, 3327 nt
Organism: Malaya genurostris
Lineage: Eukaryota; Metazoa; Arthropoda; Insecta; Diptera; Culicidae
Gene: Jupiter
Product: microtubule-associated protein Jupiter
Exons: 8
Coding region: 473-1348 (291 amino acids)
Cellular component (GO): nucleus
Source: RefSeq, a predicted model, not a curated record